Messenger RNA from Labrus mixtus (cuckoo wrasse), 5675 nucleotides. It is a transcript of the gene klhl20, whose product is annotated as kelch-like family member 20. The transcript has 14 exons. Lineage: Eukaryota; Metazoa; Chordata; Actinopteri; Labriformes; Labridae. Bases 167 to 1996 code for a protein of 609 amino acids. Gene Ontology annotation, molecular function: protein binding. The record is from RefSeq and is a predicted model, not a curated record.
CUUGGCAUUUGGCAUGCGCAUAACAUUCCGAGGAAAGAAAACCAGCAGCGUUCAUCCUGUAGGUAUUAAAAUUGUAAACAUUAGCAACCCGGGGGACUUCUGCGUCGCUGGGAUGGAAAAUUGAGGUUGACCUGAAGGUGUUGGACCAAACAUUGAUCUUCAGUGCAUGGACGCAAAGCCAAUGCGCAGGGCCACCAGCGCACGCCAAGACGCCACUGGAAUGGACAUCACCAGCCGCUGCACUCUGGGGGACCCCAACAAGCUUCCUGAAGGGGUCCCCCAGCCUGCGCGCAUGCCCUACGUCUCGGACAAACACCCCCGGCAGACCCUGGAGGUGAUCAACCUGCUGAGAAAACACCGGGAGCUCUGUGACGUGGUGCUGGUGGUCGGCGCCAAGAAGAUUUACGCCCAUCGCGUGAUCCUCUCUGCGUGCAGCCCGUACUUCAGAGCGAUGUUCACCGGAGAGCUGGCAGAGAGUCGGCAGACUGAAGUGGUUAUCCGUGACAUCGAUGAGAGAGCCAUGGAGCUGCUCAUCGACUUUGCCUACACCUCACAGGUGACUGUAGAGGAGGGAAACGUCCAGACUCUGCUCCCUGCCGCCUGCCUCCUCCAGCUGGCUGAGAUCCAGGAGGCCUGCUGCGAGUUCCUCAAGAGACAGCUGGAUCCCUCCAACUGUCUGGGCAUCAGGGCCUUCGCAGACACGCACUCCUGCCGCGAGCUGCUCCGCAUUGCAGACAAGUUCACCCAGCACAAUUUUCAAGAGGUCAUGGAAAGUGAAGAGUUCAUGCUGCUGCCUGCCAACCAGUUGAUUGACAUCAUUUCCAGCGACGAGCUCAACGUGCGGAGUGAGGAGCAGGUUUUCAACGCCGUGAUGGCGUGGGUCAAAUACAGCAUCCAGGAACGCAGACCGCAGCUGCCCCAGGUCCUGCAGCAUGUCCGCCUGCCACUGCUCAGCCCGAAGUUCCUGGUGGGCACCGUCGGGUCGGAUCCGCUCAUUAAGAGUGACGAGGAGUGCAGAGACCUGGUGGAUGAAGCAAAGAAUUACCUGCUGCUGCCACAGGAGAGGCCAUUGAUGCAGGGCCCCAGAACUCGGCCAAGGAAACCCAUCCGCUGUGGAGAAGUUCUGUUUGCCGUUGGUGGUUGGUGCAGCGGGGACGCCAUUUCAAGCGUGGAGCGUUACGAUCCUCAAACCAACGAGUGGCGGAUGGUUGCCUCGAUGAGUAAGCGGCGGUGUGGAGUCGGCGUCAGUGUUCUGGAUGACCUGCUGUACGCUGUGGGAGGUCACGAUGGCUCGUCCUACCUCAACUCUGUGGAGAGAUACGAUCCUAAGACCAAUCAGUGGAGCAGCGAUGUGGCUCCCACCAGCACGUGUCGCACCAGCGUGGGAGUGGCUGUCCUCGGAGGUUAUCUGUACGCUGUCGGCGGACAAGACGGGGUUUCCUGUCUCAAUAUUGUAGAAAGAUAUGACCCUAAGGAGAACAAGUGGACCCGUGUGGCCUCCAUGAGCACCAGGAGACUGGGCGUGGCUGUGGCUGUGCUGGGGGGUUUCCUGUACGCCGUAGGAGGGUCUGAUGGGACGUCACCAUUAAACACAGUGGAACGCUACAACCCUCAAGAGAACCGCUGGCACACGGUGUCUCCCAUGGGAACCAGGAGGAAGCACCUCGGCUGUGCAGUCUACCAGGACAUGAUUUACUCUGUGGGAGGGAGAGAUGACACCACAGAGCUCAGCAGCGCGGAGCGAUACAACCCCAGGACCAAUCAGUGGUCUCCUGUCGUGGCCAUGACGUCCAGACGGAGCGGGGUGGGCCUGGCUGUGGUGAAUGGUCAGCUGAUGGCAGUGGGAGGAUUUGAUGGAACAACGUAUCUCAAAACUAUAGAAGUGUACGACCCUGAUGCCAACACAUGGAGGUUGUACGGAGGAAUGAACUAUCGCCGACUAGGUGGAGGAGUGGGCGUUAUUAAAAUGACUCACUGUGAAUCCCACAUAUGGUAACACUAACUCCCCACCCCACACACACACACACACACACACACACACACACACACAUGGUCAUACUUCUCGUCACACUGCGAUGGAUGCCUCACCAACUCUUGUGCCUCCAAAAAAGAGACACUGGGAUUCAUUCUGGGGAUGAGAAAGCAUGUUGGCGGGGGGGGGACGAGACGUUAAGUGGAACAAACGUUGAACUCUAGUUCAUCCCCAACUCCCCCCCCAUCAGGUCAUUAACUUUCACCCUGGUCGCCUACAUUGAUCGACCACGGUCGCCGUGAAGUCCACUGAGAGCAGGCGUCCAUCGAGUACCAACUGGACCAGACUCUCCUCCUUCUGUUACAUCUCCCGCAUUCUCAUCCUUCAAGCCUCUGCUCUGGAACAUUUGAUUUGACGCGUGUAAUUGCUGCGCUGCUGAAGGGGGAUCCUCUCGUGUCUGAGGUUCAAAGGCAUCAGAUAAUUAGAAGAAGGCGAUUCUCACUCUUUCGAGCAGUUCUAUCACCUUCGCUCUUACUUAAAAUGGUUAGUGAUCUCCCACCUUCAAUGAGUUAAAAAACAGGCUGCAGACAAGUCAUGUCUACAUCUACAUCACAUCCUGUGAGACUGUCGGAGGUAAACCCAGGCUCCCAUUUCUUUAGGCUUCUGAACACAUCCGAGCGGCUGCAGUUUUGUCUUUGGGCCUCAUGUUGUAGCAUUAACCAGUAGAGCUGUGUGUCUCUUCGGUCAAAAUAGAGCCAAAUAUACAGUAAUUUAUUUCACCAGUAAAGGGAGGUCACAACUAGGACCUGUAGAAGGAAAUCAUUGUAUUUUAUGUUGGUUAGAUUUGAGUUAUGACACAGAGAAGUCGACCCCUCAGUGUUAAAUUAAAUGUCCUCUCUGAUUUAUUUCUGGCUCCAGUGUUGCUUCCUUAAAGCCUCAGUGUUUCAUACAAACUCAAGUUGCCUUGUUUUAAAACGACUCCAUCUCCAGAACAAUAACUUUCUAUUUCAUUCCCUUCUUUGCUCAUACACACACCCAGUGAGUCCUCAGGAUCAGUGGGUGUGAUUGUUGUAUUCUCUGUUACAGCUUUACAUGUGAUCCAUCGUAAGGGGAAGUUAAGACCCUCAUCAAGCACUUAAUUUAAAGCAUGCUGAGACUUUAACUGUGUUUUUGUUUUUUUAUUGUCAACAAAUCUCUCUCGUCAGGUGAAAGACAAAAAAUGGACAAAGCUGUUCGCUCUUCAUUCAUACUCAAGUCUUUCAAUAUUUACAAACUCAAAAAUGUUGUCAAAUUUAAAAGUGUGCGUGCGUGCGUGCGUGCGUGCGUGCGUGCGUGCGUGCGUGCGUGUGUGUGUGUGCGUGCGCGCGUCUUGUCACACACACACUUGUCACCUGGUUCAUCAGUGUGGUUCAUUGAAGUUCUCUGAGUUCCUCUUCUCAGAAGGAUGUUAUCCAUCAGGCUUUGAUUAACACAUGUUCAUUGUUAGUAGACACUUUUUUGGGUUUGCACGUCAUGAGAAUUGUUGACAAUAACAAACAUCUAGAAUACCAUCUUACCCUUUGCAGGAUUUGAAGAACUUUAAAGAACAACAUAGUGUGUUUGUAGUCAAAGUCAAACAGUCACACAUGAGUAAGAAUAAGCACUGAACACUGGAGCCAGGGAUCGACUGAGGACACAAACAAACUCAGCCUCAUCUUUUCAGAACAAAGUGCAUUCGUUCAAGUAGAGCUAGCCGGCUAAGUCCAGAGGCUAGCUGCUUUAGCCCUCGAUGCAACUGAUGCAUUCAGUGUCACAUAGGAAAUGUGAUUAACCUUUGUAAAUAUUUUCUAUCAGAACUGAAGCGAUGUUUCAUAUUGAAGAAGCGGAUCACCUCUGGAUGGUAGAUUUAGGGAGCACAAAAGCCCCCCAGUUCAGUUUGGAAAUGUUCAUAGUAAGGACGUUGUUCUAGCCAGUGGGUGUUAGGAUAUCCAACGCUGUGUGGAGCGCUAUAACACCUGAAGAUUUAUUCUUUCUUUUUAUAAAGUUUAACAACAUCCGUGUUCAAAUAAACAUAACUGGAUUUCUGUUACAUGCUCCACACUUCCUCUUUCAAAGUCCUUCACAAAGUAAAUCACAUGCCACAGUAUUUAGAAACUACAAAUGAAUAUCCCUCAGUGGUCCAAAUGAAUCCAAACUCAUAACUGUGUACGUUAAUAAAAAAACGCCUCGUACUAGUCAGUAAGUCAGUGAUUGGUGUGUAUUGUUCUUGUUCUCACACUCUGGAGCUUUUCAGACACAGGUCCUCUUCUGUCUACUGAGUCAUCAUCAUAUGCAGCACAGUGUAACGGCACCCCCUGCUGGAGGACAGGCAGAGUGCAGCACUGAUACGGACAAUAAAAAGAGCCUCUCUCAGCAGAUUUCAAACAGGAGUGGAAACAGUCUGAGUAGAGGAUGAAAUGAAUGAAUCUUCUCAGAAUUGAUUGCACUGUGAUUGGAAAGGUAUUUACGAUUUUAGUUUUUUUUUUUUUCCUUCAUAAUUCUUUUUGUUUUGGGUUUUUUAACUUUCCAGGUAAACAAAAGCGUGUAAAUCUUCAGAGGUCAAUGUGGACAUUUUGACAUUUCACUGAGAAUGAGGAAGUCAUUUCAUGGACGCAUCACAACAAUGACUUGACCUGCUUUGUGUCACACACAGUUCAUCACGGUUGUGCACUUUAUAUAUUGUGUGUGGAGUGAAUGCAAAGACGGGGACAGCAAGGUGAUAACAAGGCUGCGUUAUUUAAACACAGCUGAGCGGGCAUGAUGGUCCUAACCGGGAUAUCGGUUCUGUCUGAUUGUGCAGUUAUGCAAAAUGUGUUGAAAAUGAAGAACAUGUCUUGGAACGUUUCAUUUCAUGCAGAUUUCUUUACAGAAAUUUCCUCAAACAAAUGUUUUGCUUAACACAAACCGAUGCAGUGCGGCCAACUGUGUUUGCUAUACUUCUAGAAAACUCUGCCAAGGAUAUGCCGCUAUGUUUCCACUGCCACAGAAACCCCACUCAGUUCAGGAGUCCGUACGUGUUAUUGCUCUGGUUUCAGACGAUCCCUGAUACUGUGAAAUGUUUUCUCCAAGCUCAGAUUUAAAAUCACUUUAAGCUUUUCUUUUUUUUUUUUUUACAAGAAUCAGAUGAUCCAAUGUGUGUUUGUUUUAUCUUAAAAAGGUGGGCACUUUAAACCUGCAGCUAAAAGCUCAAUUUCCCCCCCAAAAAAAAAAACUGUAAUCACCAAAUUUGGAGAUAUAUGGUUUGCAUUGGACGGUGAAAGAAACAUUCACAUGAAGACAUUUGAGGCAGAAAAACACAAACAAAUCGUCUCAAUCUGGGCUUUAGAAGUAUAACACACAAACAGCUUUGAUUUUACUAGAACUGAUGUUAGCAUUCUUAAAUGCUGUGACACUAACUCGCUAUCUCGCACUCCAUCAGUAAUACUGUAUUUGGCUCCCCAAACUGAGUGGCGUUUCUUUUUUAAAUGACGUACAGUAAGCUACUUCUGAUGCAUUGUGAUGAACAGAAAAGUCAGUUUGUUGCCGUCUCUUCAAACUUGUUUGGAGCGGCCUCUGUGCAAUCUGUCCAACACGGCUGUGAUCUCUCUGCUGUUUGUUUUCAUGUUUCAACCCGCAUCUCUCAGCAGCCGCUACAGAUCACCAUGUUCACCAUGACAACCAUUAAAGUUUUUCCCUGGAAAAGAAA